Molecule: messenger RNA, 972 nt
Organism: Penicillium taxi
Lineage: Eukaryota; Fungi; Ascomycota; Eurotiomycetes; Eurotiales; Aspergillaceae
Product: carbon-nitrogen hydrolase family protein
Exons: 2
Coding region: 1-972 (323 amino acids)
Molecular function (GO): catalytic activity
Source: RefSeq, a predicted model, not a curated record
AUGAAUCCGUCCAAAAUUGUUCGCGUAGGAGCUGUUCAAGCAGAGCCAGUCUGGCUUGAUCUGAACGGCAGUGUUGACAAAACUAUUGGCCUCAUCGAGGAGGCAGCCUCGGACGGGGUCCAAGUACUUGGGUUUCCCGAGGUAUGGAUUCCUGGAUAUCCUUGGAGUAUGUGGACAGCUCCAGUUAUCAGCAAUGGACACAUUAUUCACGACUACAUGGCAAACUCAAUGGAACGGGAUUCAGAACAAAUGCGCCGUAUCCAAGCCGCAGUGAAGAAAGCCGGCAUGUUUGUUGUCCUUGGGUAUAGCGAGCGAGAAGGUGGCAGCUUGUAUAUGGCACAGUCAUUUAUCUCGCCCGAGGGAGAAAUCGUCAAUCAUCGCCGCAAGAUCAAGCCGACACAUAUCGAACGUACCAUCUGGGGCGAUGGCCAAGCUGAAUCGCUCCAGUGUGUGGCUGACUCCCCCUUUGGUAAAAUCGGCGGUCUUAACUGCUGGGAGCAUCUCCAGCCACUUCUCAGGUACAACGAAUACUCGCAAGGAGUACAGAUCCACGUUGCAAGCUGGCCGGCUGAAUUUGAAAUGCCAGACCCGGCCAAGAUUAGCUGGCUCUACCAUGAGACCGGAGAGGCGAGUUAUCGAGCGAGUCAGUUUAUGGCAAUUGAAGGCCAGUGCUUUGUGCUAGUAGCUUCUCAGAUCUUGACCGAGAAAAACCUCGAGAAGAAUAAUCUGACUGGAAAUCCAGUCACCAAGACGCCUGGUGGAGGAUUCUCCAUGAUUUUUGGCCCUGAUGGAAAGCCUCUUUGCGAGCCAAUUGAUGCAGGGGCCGAGGCGAUUCUAACGGCGAACGUUGACCUUCGAGACAUUGACUAUCCUAAGGCAUUUAUUGAUGUUGUGGGCCACUAUGCUCGACCAGAUCUACUCAGUCUACUGGUGAACCCUAAGGAGGCUAAGCAUGUAACUAUAAUGAAGUAG